Molecule: messenger RNA, 1109 nt
Organism: Cicer arietinum (chickpea)
Lineage: Eukaryota; Viridiplantae; Streptophyta; Magnoliopsida; Fabales; Fabaceae
Product: LIM domain-containing protein WLIM1-like
Source: RefSeq, a predicted model, not a curated record
UCUUCUUAGAAUUUCAGCAUAGGCUCUCCCCAGUGCAAGGGGUGGCCCAGAGCCGUUAUCAGCUAGAUCUCCACAUUAAAUCAUCAAACUAGCCAUUAUGAGUACAGCUAACAUAUUAUUAUUAAUAUUGUUACUAUUAUUUAGUUUAAGUCUUAAAUGUAGGCCAAUGAACAUGAUCACUAAUUUGAAAGGGAAAAAAAAGAAGCAAGCAAGAGAGAAAUACUCAUAAAUUCAUUCAAACCUCGAAGUUAGAAUUUAAACUCUUAAUUUGAGAUGGCAUCAUUCACAGGCACUACACAGAAAUGUAAAGUAUGUGAAAAGAAAGUCUACUGGGUGGAACAACUCACUGCUGACAACAAAGUGUACCACAAGUCUUGCUUCAAAUGCCACCACUGCAAGGGUACCCUCAAGCUGAGCAAUUAUUGUUCCUAUGAGGGUGUUUUAUAUUGUAAGCCUCAUUUUGAUCAACUAUUUAAAAUGACUGGAAGUUUGGACAAAAGUUUUGAAGGUAUAGCAAGAAUUGCUAGAUUUGAAAGAUCUGCUGAUCAGGUCCAAGCGAAUAAAAAGGUUUCAAGAUUGUUUAUUGGAACUCAAGAAAAAUGUGUUGGUUGCAAGAAAACAGUGUACCCUAUUGAAAAGGUGGGUGUUGAUGGGAAAUCUUACCAUAAGUCUUGCUUUAGGUGCACACAUGGAGGUUGUGUAAUUAGUCCAUCAAAUUAUGUGACACAUGAACAUAGUCUAUAUUGUAGACACCACCAUAAUCAACUCUUCAAGCACAAGGGUAAUUUCAGCCAAUUUCACAAGCAUGAGCAAGUUCAAGGGAUGAUGAUUGAGAACACAACAUCUGAGUAAUAUUAUGCAACUUUGCAUUGGCAAUAUUAGUCCUAAUGAUGACCUUUUUUUGGCAUCAAAUGGCAAUGUUACAAUACCCUUGUCUAUUUGUUUUUUAUUUAUUUAUUAAUUAUUAUGUACUUAUAAUAUCUGUGAGGCAAGUUUGUGAAGAGAACUUUAACUUUGUGGUGAGUUUUUUUAAAGUUGAGAAUUCAGAUGUAAUUGGCAUAUAUAGUUUGGUCUAUUAUUCCAUAAAUCAUAUGUUUUGUGCAUGUUUA